AAUUCAUUUAAAUAAAUUGUUCACAAUUUUGAAAUAAAAUUUGAAAAGAUAUUAAUCAACUAAAAAUUACAAUUCAUAUUAAUUUAAAAAAGCAGAGAAAUGAAAAAAUUAGUAAUAAUUUCUUUAUUAUUGUGUCUCGCAGCAUGCCAAGGAGCAAAUGUUUGGAGAAAAGUAAUGGGCUUCGGUUGCACAGAUGAAAAAAUAGAAAUUAAAGAUAAAAUUGGUUAAUGCAAAUGCUAAGAUGGAUCACAAUGUAUUUGGACAGAUGAUAAACCUAUUAUGGGAUGUCCCUGCUAAACUCCUGUCAAAAAUCCUCAACAAUUGACAUGUGUUAAGUAAGCUUAAAAGUUUGGUUGCGGAACUACCAAACUCGAAUGUUCAUCAAACUUUGGGUAGUGCACUUGUCCUGAUAAUUCAUAAUGUGUAUGGGCAAAAGAUAAAGAAAUCAUGGGAUGUCCUUGCGGAAGUGGUAAACAACCUAAUUUUGCUUAAGGUGCUAGAAUGGCCAGUCCAAACGAUCCUGACAAUUAACCCCAUCCUAGAAGAGCUAAGAGAACUUAGAAAUAUGAACUUUGA
Messenger RNA from Tetrahymena thermophila SB210, 576 nucleotides. RefSeq names its product kinesin heavy chain, putative. The record is from RefSeq and is a predicted model, not a curated record. The transcript is spliced from 3 exons. NCBI's taxonomy places the organism in Eukaryota, Ciliophora, Oligohymenophorea, Hymenostomatida, Tetrahymenidae.